UCCCCGGCAGUGAAAAGCGAGGACGAGGACGGCGCCCACUCCCACGGCAAAGGUGGCGAGGACGGCAAGGACCACAAGCGCUCCAAGCGGCCGCGCACCAUCCUGACCACCCAGCAGCGCCGCGCCUUCAAGGCCUCCUUCGAGGUGUCCUCCAAGCCCUGCAGGAAGGUGAGGGAGACGCUGGCGGCAGAGACGGGACUGACCGUGCGGGUGGUCCAGGUGUGGUUCCAGAACCAACGGGCCAAGGUGAAAGAGAUCGCCCGAAAGGCAUCUGCGCAGCAGCAGCAGCAGCAGGAGCAGGAGCAGCUCGGGAAUGCCCGGCUGGGAGGCGGGAGAGGGACCGGGAGGAGCAGCCGGCAGAGCAACGACGACAGUGAAGACGCCGCGAGCGUGCCCGGCCUCGAGGGGCUCCUGGCGCCGUAUUCCCGCCUCCCGCCGCAGCCGCUCUUGCCCCUGGAGCACACGGGCUGAGGCCCGGAGCUCUUCCGGCCGGGAAUGACCCCCCCCCAGCUCCCCCCGGAACACCUGCACCCCUACGACUCGGAGGGAGUUUUCCAUGACCUGGACAGCGACAGCCUGGGCCCCCUGGGCGACUGCCUCCUGUCCGGGGCCGAUCCCAGCCUGCUCCAGGCCCGGCUGGGGAAUCCCAUCGACCGCCUGUAUUCCAUGCAGAGCUCCUACUUCACCUCCUGACCCCGGGAAAGCCCUUCCCAGGAACCUCGGGAAUGCUGCUCCCGCCUCCGGGCCGGGCGAGGGGCCGGGGCGGG
Molecule: messenger RNA, 767 nt
Organism: Manacus vitellinus (golden-collared manakin)
Lineage: Eukaryota; Metazoa; Chordata; Aves; Passeriformes; Pipridae
Product: LIM homeobox transcription factor 1-alpha-like
Biological process (GO): regulation of transcription by RNA polymerase II; neuron differentiation
Cellular component (GO): nucleus
Molecular function (GO): DNA-binding transcription factor activity, RNA polymerase II-specific; RNA polymerase II transcription regulatory region sequence-specific DNA binding
Source: RefSeq, a predicted model, not a curated record